AUGAUUACCGCAUUCUUCGUCUCCCCUCUUCCAGCUGACCCGGCCCAGUGUCGCUUUGAUACACAUUCUCUGAGCUUUCCCAUCCGCUUUGGCUGGCCUUCGGCCUCUGCCAACAUGGGGGUGCCCUCCUGGCUGACUAGUGUCUUCUGUAUGGGGCCAUGUGCGGGCUUGACCUGUUACGGUGGCCGCGGCCGUCGAACUGUAGAACCUACUACCGGAAGCCUCGAGCAACAGCCCCACCGGGUGGAGGUUGAUUGUGCCUCGGGCUGCUCUGGCGGUCAUCUAUUCGCAGGAUUGGUUGUCACGAGAUUCGCCAGUUGGUACCUCGGCGUCGUGAGUUUCCCUCGUCAGACGAAGAGGAGCCAGAACAGACCUGCUAGCAACUCGUCCGGUGCCGUCAGUAGCCUUCUCUCGAGUAGAACAGUGCUCGAGAUUGCCAAUACUUGGCUGCUUAAGGCGAUGCAGGGUCUAGUAGAAGUGGUUUUACAUUGUUCUCACAAGUUGGUCAUGUCAUUAGAGCUAACUUAG
Messenger RNA from Protopolystoma xenopodis, 528 nucleotides. NCBI's taxonomy places the organism in Eukaryota, Metazoa, Platyhelminthes, Monogenea, Polystomatidea, Polystomatidae. The record is from the annotation of a GenBank genome assembly.